CGGGAUACCAGGGACUACCGUCGUCCAGGUCACCAACCUGUCCUCGGCUGUGAGCAGCGAGCAGAUGCGCACUCUGUUCGGUUUCCUGGGAGACAUCGAGGAGCUACGGCUAUACCCGCCCGACAAUGCCCCUCUGUCUUUCUCGUCCAAAGUGUGCUAUAUAAAGUACCGAGACCCCUCCAGUGUUGGUGUGGCCCAACAUCUCACCAAUACAGUUUUUAUUGACAGAGCUUUGAUAGUAGUACCAUGUGCGGAAGAUGACUAGACUGGCCCAGCUGUUACACUACACUAGCCUGAGUCAGGCAUUGUUUUCCAAGCCACUAUCCCCGAUCGGGCCAACGCAGCCUUCAAGGGGGAAUGUGACCAGGAGAAUAGCCUGCUGAACCUUCCAAGAUGGACACCUUGUCUCUUUUUAUUUAUUUAUUUUUUAUUUUGGUUUGUUUCCUUUCAUACUUUCCCAUGUUGUCCACUCUCUACUGUCUCUAUCUAGAAACUACAGUAUUGCUUAUCUCUAGCUUUGUGUUUAUAUUUGUUAUUUUGGUUUGUUUUGAUUAUUGUCCAACCCCCACCCCCCUCUCUCUUUCUGCUACAGCUGCAGCUUGUGUGUGAUUGAAUUCUGUCCAGGUUGCUACGGCAUACCGGUGGGAUGUGUAUCACACAUGGGAUGCUAAGAGGAUCACUAACACUUUACUCUGUUGUCAGCUACUCCUGUUAUAGUGAGGGGCUAGACAUUAUAAAAUGAUGCAGCCAUUGGGGUUAUCUUGUGUUGCACACCUUUCCAACACUGCGAAAACGAUCGCCCCACGGAAAAGCGCCCAUGCUUGAUAUCGUAUGGUUCAUGACCAAUAUGUUUCCAGUACAGGGAAAAUCCCAGAAGAGGCCAAAGCUUUGUCCCUUUUGGCACCUGCCACCCCAGCACCCAGUCUGAUUCCUGGAGGGGGACUGCUACCAAUUCCUACUCCAGCGCCACUUCAGAAUCUGAACCUUCCCACGGUGAAUCGGCUGUCGUCUGCUCUGGAUCCCACAGCAUCGUUGCUCUCCCAGCCCCCCCUCAUGGGAAACGUGGAUCCGUCAAAAGUCGAUGAGAUCAGGAGGACCGUUUAUGUCGGCAACUUGAACUCACAGACCACCACUGCAGACCAACUGUUGGAGUUCUUCAAGCAGGUGGGAGAUGUGAAGUUUGUGCGAAUGGCUGGCGAUGAGACUCAGCCGACACGCUUUGCCUUUGUAGAGUUUGUUGAGCAGGAUUCUGUCGUCAGAGCCCUGACCUUCAAUGGAAUCAUGUUCGGAGACCGACCCCUGAAGGUUAAUCAUUCCAAUAACGCCAUAGUAAAACCCCCAGAGAUGACGCCGCAGGCUGCUGCUAAGGAGCUAGAAAGUGUGAUGAAGAGGGUGAGAGAAGCCCAGAAUACCAUUGCUGCUGCCAUAGAACCAGCGGACAUAAAGAAGCUUUCUUCCAGUCGGUCUAUAAGGUCACGCCGGUCAGCCUCGCGGUCACGCUCCCACUCGAGAACGCGCAGGAAAAGGUCCCGUUCGAAACACAGCAGACCGGCGCCAAAGUUGUGUCCGAGGAAUGACUCCCACAAUUCCCGAAGCAGCCACAAGAGGCGUUCUCGCUCCAGAGACAAGAGACGCAGUCGUAGCCGCUCUAGGGCUCACAGGAGGAAGAGUAGGGAUCGGUCCUGGAGCCCACGUAGGAAAGUCAGAUCACCCUCACCAAAAAGAGGUAAGAAAGACAAGAGGAGGGAGCGCAGCAGAGAAAGAAAGGGCCGCUCAACAUCCAAGAAGAGGAGCCGCAAGGACGAGGACAGGCUAAAGAGCAGGGCCAAGCCAAUGAAGGUGCAAAGGGACUAUGACAGAGAAGAAAAGGAAGACUAUGUAAGUGACAGAGAAGGCUCCGUCACACUCAGCGAGGACAUGAUGUCCUCACCUUGCACCCAGCAUAACGGCAGCUACAAGACUCACAAUGAGUAUGCAUCAAUGGGUUCAGACCGCACCAAGUGAUUUUUUUUUUUCUUUUUUUUUCCUCAUCAAUAUAAAAAAACAAAAACGAAUCCCGCUGCAUCAGAUGGUCUCAGCGCCCAUCACGUGCAUAUAACAUUCACAACAGCGAGUUUUCCUCACAUCACCUGAUUUCUACAGCACAUUUUGGCAACACAUGAAUCUUGUUAUUCAGCUAAUUUUCAGUAUCCCACUUAAAGGGCAAGUGAGCACUCGGUACAACAGCCCCACCUUUCCUGUUACCAAGGAAGCCGAAGAUUUUGGGACUUGCAGAAGGUGCACGCUGUAAUGUAAAAUAACAGAACAACUCUAAAUACUACAGGCUCAGAAAAUACCAGAAAGUUGACUCGACACCUCAUCAAUAACUUCCUAAACACAAGGCUGUCAUAUUGUCAUAUCACAAUAUGAUAUUGUGUCCACCUCCUGUAUGUGGUAAUCACAUAAAUAACUUAAUACUUUUCUAUUCUUCCUGUAUAUGCGUUAACAGUAAUACAAUGUAUCUUACAUUAUGCUUAUCUCAUUUAUUAGAUGAGAUUGGAACUGCUUGAGAUUGGAAUGUUUUUCAAUGGUAGGGAGUUUUUAGAAAUAUUUUCCUUUUAUGGCUGGUGUGUGAGAAUCAGUUGAAAAGUGGGGUUCUCAAGUUAAUCAGUAACGUUAACACACUAUGGUCGCCACAUCUCCACAGCGCCGGAGUCAGGUCUGGCUACCCCGCUUAUCUAUUCAGCUAACCACUUUUAUCAGACUUUGCAGGUUUGCAUCAGUUGCAUUUGCUAAACAAUCAAAAAUAUGAUUCUAGUAUAAUCCAGGCCGUUGUCAUGUUAGGUUCUGUAUUUGCAAUUUACUGAUCACUGACAAGAAAAAACAAGGUUCGCACCAACUAAACCACACUUUUAUUAGGCCACCUGAAACGUUCAGACCAGUUCAUAUCUCCUUAUUGACACCUUUGCGAGGUAAUAUAUAAGCUGGCCUCUCUCUGACUGCAGUUUAAUGGGGUGUAACUAUUUUUCCUCUUUAUUCUGUUGCUCCGGCCUUGGUGUGGCCGUGACAGCAACUUCCCAUAUUCUGUUUGCUUGUUUACUGAGUGAGACAAAGACAUGAAUACACGUUUCUUCUAGGUGUAAGAACUUGAGGGCUAGAAUAAAAACAGUUUUUGUACAAAUAAAAAAAGUAAUUAAGAAAAGAAGCUAAUUUGCCCUUUGCGUGAUGUUAAAGGGAGAUUUAACCAGGUCUCUGAAGAGUUCCCCGUUGGGCACCAUUUUUUUCUCUGUUAUGGGAACUGGGACGACCUGCAAAAUGUACGCUGUUGAUUUUAAGACUUGAAGUGCUGUAAUUAUGUGACUGCACAGUGGUAUUAUUCGGUUUCUGUGUUGCUAAUGUAUUGAUUUUAAAAGAUACAUAGCUCAUUUGGUCAACAUUAAUACAUUGCUUUUGUUUUUUGUUGUAUGGGUGUACAUGUUCUUGCAUUUUUAUAUUUCUGAUUAGUCGCAACAAUGUAUCAUGCUCCUUUUCCGGUUAUUGUUGUAAUGCUAUGAGAUAAAAAAAAAAAUUAACUGUUUUAUAGAUGCAAAAUUAGCCUAUACUGUAAAAAAAGAAUUAUGCUGAUGUGGAAAAUGUCUGUCGGCUCAUGUUGCUCAAGAAAGUAAGAUGCAAACAAUGUGUUGUCCACAGUGGCAUAAUUAUAUGUCCCAGGUCAACUAACUGCUUGCAAGCACAAAAGGGUAAAAAAGUGCCUAGAUUAAGAUUGUACAGAGUAUUCUAAUAAAAUAUGGAGACUUAUUGACAGAUGCAACCCAAAUUUAUUGUUUAGGAUGUUAAAUAGCUAAAACUAAUGAAAUGUUCUAUUUAAGUAUUGUCAGCUGCCUUUAGUAAUGAAUAGUGGAUUUAACAUACAUGGGACUUUUGUCGUUUAUUAGUAGUAGUAUAUAAUUUGUUUUUCUGUCAUUUUUAGUGUUGCAGUUUCAGUUUGUUGUAUUGUGAGUGUGUCAAAUGUGUCUGCAAACCAGCCCCAGUUCGAGUUUAUUGUUUGUUUGUUUUUAAGUUUUUAGGAAAGCUUGUUUUAUUUUACUAUUGAGGAGAGUAAAUUUAAGGAGACUUAAAUUCCAUUUCUAUGGCUUUUACAAACCUAAUUUAAAAGUAUUUCUUUUGUUUUUCAGUUUUUUUUAUGUUCACAAUGCUUCAGUUUAAAGUGGUGAACUCAUGAUAAAGUUUAGUACAAAAGCAUUUCCAACACAACUGACAGUAUAUAAAGAAUUUUAUUUUUUAUAUCUAUGCAUCCACUAUAUACGGUAAAUGCUGUAGAAACAAUUCAUAGUUUGCUCCCGUGGGGUUGGGCACUCAAUAUCCGUGUUAGGGACUGGAUGUAAAGGUUUGGUAACACUGUUUCUGAAGAGCUUGGGUGUAUGUAUGUACGUUGUCCUUAGUUUGAAGAUACAUCUGAUCUGUUUCCAAAAACUACUCAAUAAAGACACUUCAUUUA
Molecule: messenger RNA, 4477 nt
Organism: Etheostoma spectabile (orangethroat darter)
Lineage: Eukaryota; Metazoa; Chordata; Actinopteri; Perciformes; Percidae
Gene: srek1
Product: splicing regulatory glutamine/lysine-rich protein 1
Exons: 13
Coding region: 832-2004 (390 amino acids)
Cellular component (GO): nucleoplasm
Molecular function (GO): RNA binding
Source: RefSeq, a predicted model, not a curated record